CCUGGUCCUGUAUAGGGUUUACUUCAGCGGAAUCUGUCUGAAUCAGAUGGGUGUUGUCCUGUCCAGUCAUAACAAUACAGUACUAUCAAAGUAACUCUGCUCUACUGAAUCCAGUCAUCCAAACUCUGUAUCCACACUCCAGUCAUUCUAAGACAGCAUGGUGUACCACCCCGAGUUUGAGCGAGCAGGCAAAGAGCCUGGGCUCCAGGUGUGGAGAAUCGAGAAGUUUGAUUUGGUUGCUGUUCCUCAGAACCUUUAUGGCGGGUUCUACACAGGAGAUGCCUACUUGAUCCUCAAUACUAUCAAACAACGUUCAGGCAACUUACAAUAUGAUCUCCACUUCUGGUUGGGUGAUUACUGCACACAGGAUGAGAGUGGGGCAGCUGCCAUUUUCACAGUGCAGAUGGAUGACUAUCUGGGUGGAAAACCCAUCCAGUACCGUGAAGUGCAAGGCCACGAAUCUAAAGCUUUCCUGGGCUACUUUAAGAAAGGAAUACAGUACAUGAAAGGUGGAGUUGCUUCUGGGUUCAAGCAUGUGGUCACCAAUGAAGUUAUAAUGCAGCGUGUGCUGCAGGUCAAAGGUCGACGUGUCAUCAGGGCAACAGAGGUACCAGUCACCUGGGACAGCUUCAACCAGGGAGACUGCUUUAUUCUGGACUUGGGCAAUGAGAUCUAUCAGUGGUGCGGUUCAAAGAGCAACCGCUUUGAGAAGCUAAAAGCUACUCAGCUCGCGAAAGGUAUUCGUGACAACGAACGCAGUGGUCGUGCCCGGGUGUACGUUUGCGAUGAAGGAAUGGAACGAGAGAAGAUGUUGGAGGUUCUUGGAGAAAAGCCAGAUCUGCCUGAAGGAGCAUCUGAUGACAUCCAGGCUGACGCCUCCAAUAGGAAGAUGGCCAAACUCUAUAAGGUGUCGGACGCCGGUGGAAACAUGGCAAUUGCACUGGUGGCCGCUGAGAACCCCUUCUCCCAGAGCGCGCUGGAAUCAAGCGACUGUUUCAUCCUGGACCACGGCUCGGAUGGCAGGAUCUUUGUUUGGAAAGGCAAAGAUGCCAAUAUGGAGGAACGAAAGGCUGCCAUGAAGGCAGCUGAUGAGUUCAUUAAGAAAAUGGGUUACCCCAAGCAUACACAGGUGCAGAUUCUUCCAGAGAUGGGCGAGACUCCUCUGUUCAAGCAGUUCUUUAAAAAAUGGCGCGAUGUGGACCAGACGGAGGGCUUGGGUGUGGCUUACGUCUCCAACAGCAUCGCUAAGAUUGAGAAGGUGCCGUUUGACGCCUCCACCCUGCAUGAUUCUCCGGCCAUGGCUGCUCAGCAUGGCAUGAUCGAUGAUGGCAAUGGAGAGAAACAGAUCUGGCGUAUCGAAGGGUCAGACAAGGUUCCAGUAGACCCCUCUACUUAUGGCCAGUUCUAUGGUGGAGACAGUUACAUUAUCCUGUACAGUUAUCGCCACGGAGGCAGACAAGGCCACAUUAUCUACAUCUGGCAGGGUAAGGAUUCAUCACAAGAUGAGAUCGGGGCGUCUGCCAUCUUAGGGGCCCAGCUGGAUGAUGAGCUUGGAGGUGGACCCGUGCAGGCACGGGUGGUCCAGGGUAAGGAACCAGCUCACCUGAUGAGUCUGUUCGGAGGAAAGCCCAUGGUGGUGCACAAGGGUGGCACCUCCAGGGAAGGUGGUCAGACGGCACCAGCCGAGACACGCCUGUUCCAAGUGCGCUCUAACUCUGCAGGGUGCACGCGAGCUGUGGAGAUCGAUGCAGAGUCUUCCAACCUGAACUCCAAUGAUGCUUUCGUCCUGGUGACCCCAGACGGUUCUUUCUUGUGGGUGGGACGUGGAGCCAGCGAUACAGAGAAACAUGGGGCAAAGCAGCUGUGUGACAUUCUUGGAGUUUCACCCUCAACGAUGAAUGAAGGAGGAGAAAAUAACGGCUUCUGGAAUGCUCUGGGAGGAAAAGCAGACUACCGCACGUCAUCCAGGCUGAAGGAUAAGAUGAAUGCCCACCCGCCAAGACUGUUUGCCUGCUCUAACAAAACCGGCCGCUUCAUUAUUGAGGAGGUGCCUGGAGAGAUGACCCAAGAAGACCUGGCUACAGAUGAUGUCAUGAUCCUUGAUACCUGGGACCAGGUGUUUGUUUGGAUCGGUAAUGAGGCUCAUGAGGAGGAGAAGACUGAAGCUAUGACUUCAGCUGCCCGAUACAUUCAGACCGACCCAGCCAACCGUGACCCACGCACACCCAUCGUGAAGAUCAAGCAGGGCUUUGAGCCGCCCACUUUCACAGGCUGGUUCCUGGGCUGGGACCACGAUUAUUGGACCACCGACCCCCUGGAAAGAGCCAUGGCUGAGCUUGAGCUGUAAACCUUCACUUCUGACCCUUCAGCUAUACUGUCUUACUGCAAGCUGAUCAAAACUGCCUUUAGAUCUAACACCAUCUAGAGCACGAACGAUGGUCCUGGAUCAGUAUAAAAGGGCAAUUUUUAAUAAGGCACCUUACUGCCCCGCCCCCAACUUUAUUCAUUCUUUACCUGGUUGCUUUAUAAGCGUUUGUCACCUGCACUCGGCAAUGUUACUUUAAUGUUAAUUUAAACUGUACAAAGCUUUAGCCUUAAUCUGGUUUGUACACCCGACUUAAAGUGCAUCAGAUGAAAACACACAUGGUCAUCCUUAUAGACGGUUUCAUCUUAACAACAAAAACAAACGUUACUGCGCAUGCGCACUUUUGUGACCCCCCCCAACUUAACUUCCGGUACACAUUCACAAACAAUAGAGUGCCUGUAGAUUAUUUCUGAUAACAAGCAAAAGAAAUCGAGAAGAACCUUUACUUGGCUAAACGUGUCUCUCCAAUAUUUUGAAUUUAGACUGCGAUACCAAACUCAACCGCUACAUGUCAAUGUACCAUACGGUUUGUUUAAAUGCGACUGAAUGCAGGACCCAUUCAAAAAAAUAUGUAUUUAAUAAAAUGAACGUACAACAAAAUUAAACAAAUCGUUUAUUUAAUACAGUUAUUAUACAGUAAAAUUAUAAUACAAAUUAAUAUGAAAUUAAAUUAAAUGUAAAUAGUUAUAUUAUUAGACACUAGCCAAACAUAAACCGAAAGUUAACUGGGGUCAGUCACACGCGCGUCUGAAGAAACGUUCUAUAAAACUAAAUCCUAGAUCCGUGGGCGUGGCUUGUUGGUUUUGACUAAAUCUUUGGUGUUUCAAGUCUUACGAAACCUUUACCCUAACCUUACUCUAACGAUCUAAACUACCUAAGAUUGUUAAAAUUGACGAAAAAACACGUUUGGGUGAUGACGUCAGACUCGAAACACCAAGGAUUUAGUGAGAGCCAAUGCGGUCAGGGGCUCUUUCUGCCAUCACAUAAGCUCCGCCUACAAAAACGCGUCACAACGUUUACUAACAGAAAAGGCGUCUUUAAAAAUGUGUCAAGGUUUUUGUUUUCAACUUUUGUAUGCAGCGGGUUUUACUAGCAACAGUACCUAUAGUGUCUUAGUUCAAUUAGAAUUUUUAUAUUUUAGAUGAAGGAAUUUGUUGUUUACAGUGGCACCAAAAUACAGUAUGCUAUAGAAUUGUAGUAUAUUUUAUAUUAUAAGUGAGACAAAAAUAUAGCAGGCAGUAUGAAGCGUGUACUGUACAGUAUUCAGUAAGCAUACUAGUAUUCCAUUCUAAACCCAUGAUCAUGCCACUAUAAACAAUGACGCAUUGUAUCCAGCAGGGGGAGCUGCGAAAAUGAUCUAAUCCAUUGUGUCAUUUCAUUUCACUUGUUGAUUUGUGAUUUUAAUGUAUGACUAGGCUUAAUCCAUCAUCAGUUUCAGAAAGGUAAAGUGGACAAAUCUUAGCAUUGGUCAACAUAUCCUAUGCAGUGUUAAAACUGAAAGGGCUAAGCCCCUGCCUGAUGUCUAUUUAUGGAGCUUAAAUAAUGAGAUAAUUGUUAACAUAUGGGGGUAGGUUCACUGGCUAGAGCAAUGUAAGCCAUUCUCCUCUAUGCAGACCCCAUACC
This is a messenger RNA of Triplophysa rosa, 3988 nucleotides long. It is a transcript of the gene gsna, whose product is annotated as gelsolin a. Bases 158 to 2347 code for a protein of 729 amino acids. The transcript has 16 exons. Gene Ontology annotation, cellular component: cytoplasm; actin cytoskeleton. Gene Ontology annotation, molecular function: phosphatidylinositol-4,5-bisphosphate binding; actin filament binding. The record is from RefSeq and is a predicted model, not a curated record. NCBI's taxonomy places the organism in Eukaryota, Metazoa, Chordata, Actinopteri, Cypriniformes, Nemacheilidae. Gene Ontology annotation, biological process: barbed-end actin filament capping; actin polymerization or depolymerization; actin filament severing.